Carlito syrichta (Philippine tarsier) is the source of this 1848-nucleotide messenger RNA. RefSeq names its product chromosome unknown C6orf10 homolog (gene TSBP1). The transcript is spliced from 2 exons. The record is from RefSeq and is a predicted model, not a curated record. Lineage: Eukaryota; Metazoa; Chordata; Mammalia; Primates; Tarsiidae.
AUGGCCCGAAAAAGAGCUCGGAAAGGGACCAACUCUCAAACACCACUCCCCAGUGCAGUUGUAAAUGUGGCAGCAGUUCUUCCCACCCUGGAGCCUGAAAAGCUGCACAUAAAGAAACUGGUGCCCUCUCUUCUUCAGCAGCUCCACUCCCUCCAAAGACAUGUGCAGCGGGAGGCCAUAUUUCCAGGUUACAUGGAUGGAAAACUUGCAAAAAAAUCCAAUUAUAAAGCCCAGAUUCUAAAACGUGGAGGUACUACAAGAUCUCAGAAUAACCAAGAAGAAAACAAGAAAGCACUAAAGAAUGAAGUCAUGUUUACAGAUUCUGAUGAAUCCUUGAUAUUAAUAUGCAAAAAGUAUCCAAAAAGAAAAGUAAAAGGCACUGAUUUAGAGAAAGGCAAGAUAGGAAUGGAGGUCAAGGUAAAGAGUGACACUAGAAUACUAAAAAGACAAGAAUCCCAAAUAAAGAAGAGUGAAUCGGAUGUACCAAAAAGACAGGAAGCUCAAGCAAAAAAGAGUGAGUUGGGAGUACAAAAAGUACAGGAAGUCCAAGUAGAGAAGAGUGAGUCAGGUGAAUCAAAAAGACAGGAAGUCCAAGCAGAAAAGAGUGAGUCAGGUGAAUCAAAAAGACAGGAAGUUCAAAGAGAAAAGAGUAAGUCACGUGAAUCAAAAAGACAGGAAGCCCAAGCAGAAAAGAGUGAGUCAGGUGAAUCAAAAGGACAGGAAGUCCAAGUAGAAAAGAGUGAGUCAGGUGAAUCAAAAAGACAGGAAGUCCAAAGAGAAAAGAGUAAGUCACGUGAAUCAAAAAGACAGGAAGUCCAAAGAGAAAAGAGUAAGUCACAAUCAAAAAGACAGGAAGCCCAAGCAGAAAAGAGUGAGUCAGGUGAAUCACAAGGACAGGAAGCCCAAGCAGAAAAGAGUGAGUCAGGUGAAUCAAAAGGACAGGAAGUCCAAGCAGAAAAGAGUGAGUCAGGUGAAUCAAAAAGACAGGAAGUUCAAAGAGAAAAGAGUAAGUCACGUGAAUCAAAAAGACAGGAAGUUCAAAGAGAAAAGAGUAAGUCACGUGAAUCAAAAAGACAGGGAGCCCAAGCAGAAAAGAGUGAGUCAGGUGAAUCAAAAGGACAGGAAGCCCAAGCAGAAAAGAGUGGGUCAGGUGAAUCAAAAGGACAGGAAGUCCAAGCAGAAAAGAGUGGGUCAGGUGAAUCAAAGGGACAGGAAGUCCAAGCAGAAAAGAGUGGGUCAGGUGAAUCAAAAGGACAGGAAGUCCAAAGAGAAAAGAGUGAGUCACGUGAAUCAAAAGGACAGGAAGCCCAAAGAGAAAAGAGUGAGUCAAAUGAACCAAAAGGACAGGAAGACGAAACAGGGAUGAGCGAGGUAGAUAUAGCAAAAGAACAAGAAGCCAAAGAAGAGCAGAGCAGGGUGGAUGUAUCCAAAGGACAGGAAGCACAAAUAGAGAUAAGUGAAGCGGGUGAAUUGAAAGGACAGGAAGCCCACGUAAAGAAGAGUGAGGUGGAUGUACUGAAAGAACAGGAAGCCCAAGUCGAAAACAGUGAGGCAGGUGAAUCUAAAGGAGAGGAAGCCCAAAUAAACAAGAGUGAGUUAGAUGUCCCUAAAGGACAGAAAACUCAAGGAAGGAAGGGUUCUGAGGAUAAAGUAAAGAAAGACAAAGAAAAGGAGGGAGAUGCAGAGAAAAAUCAAGAUGAAGGAAAAGAUGCUGAAAACAAGAAACAUGAUGAGGAAAAGCCAAAGCUAAAGGAAAGGAAGAAUCAGAAAUCAAGAAAAAAACAAAAGUCCCAGUAAAGGGCAAAGGCAAGUAAAAGAAAGAAGUACAACAAAAAGGUAGAAGAGUAA